AUGUCAUCCCCCAAGGUUUCUGGUCCGCCUGGAUCAGCUUCCCCGGUUUCGAUAUCUCAGCUAUUACCAGCACAGCUUAACCAGCUUCGGGAGCAACUGGAAAAGGUUUUUUCUGCCUCUCAUUUUAGGAAAUUUGCCUCCUGCAGACAGAGCUUGGAUGAGCUUGGUUCGGAAGCACAGGGCGGGGAAAUCCUUGUCCCACUUUCCAGCUCUGUUUAUGUCCCUGGAAACCUUUCCGACAUCAGCAGGGCCACCGUAGAUAUUGGUGCCGGCUAUUAUGUCGAAAAGGUAUUUUUUGCUGUAUCCUCCCAGCUUUAG
Molecule: messenger RNA, 318 nt
Organism: Mitosporidium daphniae
Lineage: Eukaryota; Fungi; Microsporidia
Exons: 2
Coding region: 1-318 (105 amino acids)
Biological process (GO): regulation of DNA-templated transcription; protein folding
Cellular component (GO): prefoldin complex; cytoplasm
Source: RefSeq, a predicted model, not a curated record